GCUCUUCGUUAUAAACAGAAAUCGACACAGUUCAAAGCCCUAAAAACAAAGCGAAGUGCAGAAUCUGCAGAUCAAAAGCAAGAAAAUUCUGAGAUAACAAGUGAGAAAAGAUUGAUUCAUCAAAAACCCAUUCGGAUUGCUCAGAUGGCAUCACGUACUGUUGGUUUGAUUAAAGAUCAGAAUUUAGAUGUUCACUACAAUGGUGCCUCUGGUGUGGGCAAGGCAAAUAUUUCCAAAGCUCCUAGGAAAGCUGGUGUUGGGGGAAGGAAACCACUUGGUGAUUUAUCAAAUUCAGUGAACCCGACCCCAAACCGAACAUCAAAAAAGGAGAAUUCUAAAGUACUUUCGUUCACUGAGAAAGACAGCUGUGCCUCUAAACUCACACAUGAUUCAAGCAAGAAGAAGAGUGUCUCUAAAGCCUCAGAGAAAGUGCAAGCUGGUGGCAGGAAAGCUCUCUCUGACAUUUCAAACUCGGGUAAGCCACACUUGCAGGAGACAUCAAAGAAGAAUCAAACUGCGAAGUUAACCAUUUUGGCAGAGGAUCCAAGUCAUCCCAAAGAUAUUGCAGAGGAAGGAUUUCUGCACAAUCAUGAAGAAUGCAUCAAAGCGCAGAAAGGAGCUAUAAGCAUGAAAGAAUUUUUGCGGAUACUUGGAUUAGAUGAUUUCUCCAAACAGUCUGCAUCUACAAAAGAACCUCCUUUGUCAAACAAAAUGAUGUACAUGAGUCCUCCAAGGGACUUUGAACCCUUAGAGAUGACCAAGCUGCUGAUUGAAGAUCCAUCUCCUCCAAAGCAUAAGAUGUCGAGGAAACUGGACUCUGCCCCACCUAGUCCAGAGCCACUGGAUCAUUAUAUCCACUGGAAUGAUCCCGAGUACAUUCCCAGUUUCAAGUUGAUAGAAUCACCAUAACAGUCAAAACAUUGAUUUCCUUUGCCUGUUUGUCAAUUCUACCUGGUAGCAUAUGAGUAGCAGUAACCCAAGUAUUUCAAAUUCCUUUUAUUGUGGCUUGUACUGGACCACCGUUAUUUUGCUUAGUCGGUAAUCAUGUGGUAACAUCUGUUGCAUUCAGGUUUGGCUUCUUCAACUGUUGUUUCUGUAAAAACAGGUUGAAUUGGUGCUAUUCAGUUUCAUGUUAGGCCAGUAAUAUUUGCAGCAUUCAUCGAAUUUGACAUUGAUCCUGAUUACAGGGUAUGCAUGCACUCACUUUGAACAUGCAUCCCCCAGUAUAGCAG
Molecule: messenger RNA, 1232 nt
Organism: Durio zibethinus
Lineage: Eukaryota; Viridiplantae; Streptophyta; Magnoliopsida; Malvales; Malvaceae
Source: RefSeq, a predicted model, not a curated record